GAAAACGCUGAGAGUCAGAAAGACCAGGGCGGGUGUCUCCGCGUGUGUGUGUGUGUGUGUGUGUGGUUUUUUUUACCUUACCGCAGUGUCGGCACUUUUUUUUCCUUCCCCCUGCACUGCACCGCUCUGCGGAUCGCCCCGGGCUGCUGUCGGCGCAUGCGCAUUGCGAUGAGAUAACCAGCCGGUCGCGGGACUUCCCUCUUCCAUCCAUCCUCCCUUUUUUAUUUCUUUUUAUAUCAUUAAUUUCGAAUAAGCUAACAGGCUGCGAUCUCAUCUGCAGGACCUAUGGUUUCCGAUUUGUCUCAGAUCUAGUAGAUCUAAUAGCGCAGAUCCCAGUGAUCCCUUUGAAUAGCUCUCCAAUUGCCGGCACUUCAUUCCCUUUUAGUGUGCGUGUGCGCGCCCGUGUGUGUGUGUGUGUGCGCGCCUGUGUGUGUGUGUGUGUGCGCGCGUGUGUGUAUACAUGCGUCUGUGUGUGUGAGCGUCAGGCUUUAGUUGAGUGACCGCACCGUUGUUGCACCAGCAAAAACCCAGCAAAGAAAAUGGCAAAGGAUGGAAGCAAAAGCGGAUGGAAGGAGUUCAUCUGGAACCCCAGGACCCGCGAAUUCUGCGGCAGGACCGCCAGCAGCUGGGGCCUGAUCUUGUUGUUCUACCUGGCCUUCUACAUCUUCCUGGCUGGGUUAUUCAGUGUCACCAUCUAUGUUAUGCUUUUGACCCUCGAUGAUAACAAACCCACCUACCAGGACCGGCUUGCUACACCAGGCAUGAUGAUCAGGCCUACAGGUACAGAUCUGGAGAUCAUCUACAAAAAGGAGGACACAGAGAGCUGGGAAUCACACGUGCAGGCACUGAACAACUUCCUCUCCACCUACAAUGACUCGGUGCAGGAGCAGACCAACGUGGAAUGUACACCAGACAAUUACUUCUUUCAAGAGGACAGUGAUAGCGUGAAGAACAUCCCUAAGCGCUCGUGCCAGUUCAAGCGCUCAAUGCUGGCCGACUGCUCGGGCACGCCUGACCGUUUUUACGGCUACCAGGAAGGCACGCCAUGCAUCAUCAUCAAGCUCAACAGGGUGAUCGGCAUGCUGCCAGGGAAGGAUGGCCUGGCUCCGGCUGUUAGUUGCGGUCCCAAGAAAUACAAAAUCGACCUAGAUGAAUGGGGAGACGACUCGGACAAGAUCGGCGAAGUGGCUUACUUUCCGCCCAAUGGCACCUUCAACCUCAUGUACUUCCCGUAUUACGGCAAGAAAGCACAGGUGAACUACUCUCAACCCCUGGUAGCCGUCAAGUUCCUGAACAUCACACUGAACACCGACGUGAACGUGGAGUGCAAGAUCAGCGGCAUGCGCAUCCAGGCCAACAACGAGCGCGACAAGUUCGCCGGCCGCGUCUCGUUCAAGCUGAGAAUCAACUCAAACAAAUAAUACCAAGGGAGUCCGUCCUGUCCUUCUACGCUCGCGUGUAUACACAUAUACAUCUGCUUCAUACACCACGGAAAAAAAACACCACCACACGGCGAACUACGCAAACGUGUCGAUCGAGCGAAGUCAUCCGAAAAAAAAAAAGAAACUCGUGUCCGUGUGUGUGUGUAUACACUGAGUGUUUCCAAGUAUUACCAGUUUUAUCUGAACAUGAGAAAUCUAUUUAUACUGCAUGACUAUAAUGUAAAAGAAACAUUUGCGACGGAGAGGCGGCAACUUCGCCGUCACGUGACUCGACACGGGGCCGACAUCAAAAUUGUGCAAUAUGAAGAGGAAGGGGGUGUUUAAAAAAAAAUAUUACGUGUAGUUUUCUCGCUAAAACUGUUUUAUGCAUGGCAGGUGUGUGUGCGCGCGCGUGUGUGUGUGUGUGUGUGAAUUUUAUCCUACGCUUACACACUGAUAAUACGUAUAUUUUCUACACUAUAACUUGUACAAGAGUGUAUCACCCUGAAAUCCCUCAAAUAUCAAUCAACACGGUGCUUUGGUACACAUAUAUUAACAUAUAUACAUAUAUAUAUAUAUAUAUAUAUAUGCUAAUUUGACUUCAUGUACACCAGCGGUGGAAAAUACUCGUCUCUGAUUGGCCGGCAGGUGCAAAACGCCACCCCUAAGCGUCUCGAUCCCGUAAAAAUUCACCUUUGGUCUGUUCAUGUUGUGUUAAAAUAUACAACAUUAAGGUAACAAAAAAACGACAACGAAUACGUCACUACUUUUUGCCGACAAAAGAAAAAGCCAUAUAACCCGGUGGAAACUCUAACCGAUGCUAACACUGCUGACGUCACGCACACGUUCUCCAUCCGGCUCGCCUCAUUUCCACGAGGUGCAGCCUUUUCUGCUUAUUUCUAUACAUGAUAAAUGUAUAAAUAAGUCCUAUAUUAUAGUUUUGCAUGUAUAAUGGUGUAUUUGGCGUACUUUCUGUUGUUUGUAUUGAUUUGCACUUGAUCUAGUUUCGGUUGGUUAAUAUGUGUAUGUGUGUGUAUGGAUGUUUUUGGUGUGUGUGCAAUGUGCAUAUAUAGUUAUAUAUGCCACUAAGGGUGUGUGUGGGGGGGUGUGUGUAAGUUUUUCUUUCUUUUAUCCUCAUUUUCUAUUAUAUAUUUUCAGGACCGAGUGAUAGAAAUUGUAGAAAAGUACACAAGUGGAGUGGUUAAGGUUCUGCACAAAAACAACAAAAAUAGAACAGCUUUGCUCGUCGCUUUAUUUUUUCUUUCAGUACUUUUCAGUACUCUGACCUGGGCCGAGACAAACCCUUUUCGCUUUUGUCCCAUUUCCUUUCUGCUCUUUGAUGAACAUAGUGUCCUCUAGCAGAGCAGAUAUUUGUGCCCUCCCUCUACCUGCCAAAUCUCUUAAUCUGAUUGGAUAAUCCGGGACAGGAUGGGCACGGUCAACCCCCCACCACACACACACACACCAAAAAAAUCAUCCCUCCACCUCCUCCCAAAAACCUAUUAGUCACUUCCCAUCCCAUCCCCAUUUUUUAUAUCAAAUUAGAUUUUCAUGCUGUAUCUAUGUUUCCUUUCUUCUUGUUGUGCAAUCUGGCUUUCUUUAUCUUUUUAUCAAUUUUUCUUUCUUCUUAGAACAUAUAAACAUCGUUAGGGUAUUCAUUUGUGUGUGUGUGUGUGUGUGUGUGUGUGUGUGUGUGUGUGGGUGAUGGAUUAUCAAAAUGCUGCUCAGCACCUUUUUUUCCGUGUCUACCUUUACCCCACUUUACUCCACAACACACACACACACCCACCUUCCUCCUGUCAUUCUGGUCAUCACUUAUUGCUGUAUUUGUAUGUGGAUGCUGGAGGCAACUCCUGUGCUCUCUCUCUCUCUCUCUCUCUCUCUCUCUCUCUCUCUCUCUCUCUCUCUCUCUAUCU
Silurus meridionalis is the source of this 3337-nucleotide messenger RNA. It is a transcript of the gene atp1b2b, whose product is annotated as ATPase Na+/K+ transporting subunit beta 2b. NCBI's taxonomy places the organism in Eukaryota, Metazoa, Chordata, Actinopteri, Siluriformes, Siluridae. Gene Ontology annotation, cellular component: sodium:potassium-exchanging ATPase complex. Gene Ontology annotation, biological process: intracellular potassium ion homeostasis; potassium ion import across plasma membrane; intracellular sodium ion homeostasis. Gene Ontology annotation, molecular function: ATPase activator activity. The transcript has 8 exons. The coding region runs from base 540 to 1421 and encodes 293 amino acids. The record is from RefSeq and is a predicted model, not a curated record.